This is a messenger RNA of Paramecium tetraurelia, 1023 nucleotides long. RefSeq lists its product as uncharacterized. The transcript has 2 exons. Lineage: Eukaryota; Ciliophora; Oligohymenophorea; Peniculida; Parameciidae. The record is from RefSeq and is a predicted model, not a curated record.
AUGGGAUGCUAAAUUGGAAAGACCAAUUAAAUUUAAAUUAGAUCUAAGUAUAAUAAUCUCGUAGGAAUCAAGUUUUAGGAAGCCAUUGAAAGUAGCAACCCCUAAUUGAAAUAAUUGUAACAUCAAUGGAAUCAAUUUGAAAUCAAAGACUUUACUGCUGCACGCAAAUUCAAAUAAAGUGAUCCAACCAGAUUUAGAAAGUAUCUAAUGAACGGAGCACUCUCUUCCAACAGAUGGCUAUUAUGGAAAGGAUCCUUGUUUGUUGAAAACUUAUAAGAAUCGGGGUGUUAUGAAGCCUUGUUAAAGACUUCAUAAAAUUAAUUUGAUAGUGAUAUUGAAAAAGACUUACCCAGAACUCUACCAGGUCAUCAUGAAUUUAAUAAAAAAUCUUAAGCAUUAGAAAAUGUGCUCAAGGCUAUCGCAGCCUAUAACAACGAUUAUGUGACAGGCAUGAAUCAAGUGGCUGGAUUCCUAUUAUUAGUAAAUGGAAUGGAUGAAGAGGAAGCCUUUUGGAUGUUAAAUUAUUUGAAUAUCAAUCCGUAAUUCAAAUUUCUUUAGUUAUAUCAAACGAAUGAUUCAUAGAAUUAAGGGAAUCAAUUUGAAUUUGUUACAAAAUUAUUAAACAUAUUCCACAAGCAUUUCAAAAGUCAAAUGCCAUAACUGUAUCAACAUUUUGAAGCCCAAGAUAUCACUCAAUAUUGUUAUAUAUGGAAAUGGAUAUUUUCACUAUUCCUUCAAACUUUCCCUUUUGAAGUGGUGCUCUAUUUCUUUGAUUUCAUGAUUGCUAACAAUAUCCUGGCAAUUAUUUCACUAUCUCUUGCUUUACUAAAACACUUUCAAUCUCAUCUACUUAAAUUAGAUCAAAACGAAAUUGCUUAAUUUAUCACUAAACUUUAAGAAUGCUCCGACGUCUUUGAUAGAUCAAAACAUUCAGAUCACUUGUGCGUGGAACAAAUCAUUAUUUACGCUGCCUAAUUUCAUGAGCAAUUGGGAUUUUCGAAAUUAGAAGAAACUUUAGAAUGA